Molecule: messenger RNA, 2508 nt
Organism: Asterias rubens (European starfish)
Lineage: Eukaryota; Metazoa; Echinodermata; Asteroidea; Forcipulatida; Asteriidae
Product: TNFAIP3-interacting protein 2-like
Exons: 6
Coding region: 87-2273 (728 amino acids)
Biological process (GO): regulation of phosphatidylinositol 3-kinase/protein kinase B signal transduction; mitotic cytokinesis
Source: RefSeq, a predicted model, not a curated record
CGUCAGCAUCAUCGUCAAAACUGAUAAGACUUUUUCGGAUAAAGUGUGUGUAUUUUGAAUAGCUUCAAAUCAACUCCCGUGCUAGAAUGGCUGAACUAUUGAAUCGUCAAGACCCUGCCCCAAUGGUGGACCCUCGCUCUCCUAACAACCCUGCGACGCUGCCCAUGUCUGACGCCAUCGAACAACAUGAGUCGCCGUCAAGUUCUGGGCAGUGUGAUGCGAAGAAAGGCAGCCCAAGCGGGGAGCGCCCGCAGCUGCAGUGGGGAGGAGCGCGUCGGUCUUCGGUAGGUGACAUGACAAAAACCACGGUCGAGUUGGGGCACGAGCGUGCGUUGCAAAUCCAAGAGCACGUCUUGGAAUUGGAGUCUGACCUAGGGGAGAUCUGCAUGAAGGUGGCGAUUGUGACCAAACGUCAUGACCAACAUGAGAAGUUUGAUGUCCGUCAUGGAAAGAUGAUAGAGGUACUGAGAUCAAAAAAGUUUAAGUUUGUUCAGCCUGAAUUACAUUUACAACAAGCUCAAAGAAGUGGUAAUUCAGAAGAUGGAACAAGUCAGGAUACAAUCAAAAAAGAAUUUCAACAUGGUGGUAUCGUGGCCUUUAUUUGUGACUCUGACGCUACACAACUGAUUCAACAUUUAAAGUCUUUGUCAGUAUCAGAACUAUCGGCAAUUUGUGGUUCUACUAAAUUUGUUGCUAAAUCAGAUAAUUAUGGGGAAAAAGAUUGCCAGCGCUGCCCUUUAUCAGACGAUAUCAUGAAGGAACUCUAUACUGAAAAUGCAAGUCUAAAAGCCAGAGUUAAAGGUAUUGCGGUUUUAGGUGAUUCUUUACGCAAGACCCAAGAUGAACUAUCCCAAACAACAGUGAAAAAUGCCAAGUUAGACAAAGCCGUGAGUAAUUUACAGAGUCGUCUUCACCGGGUAGGAUGUGACACAUCAGUAGACUUGGCCGAGGAUGAAAUUUUCAUUCCCGGCCAUGAUCGUACUUUUAUCAACAGUUUGAUUUGUGAGAAUGGGAAGUUGCAGAAGGACUUGAGAGAGCUGAAGAUGAAGUUGAGUGGCGAUGCUAGAAUAAGUUAUCAAAAACAGAGUGAUGCAGAUAAAGAUAAGCAAUUACAAGAUUUACAAAAGGACCUAGCGUGUAAGAAUGCCAGAAUUGUAGAACUGGAAGCCAGAGAUGCUCAGAAAGACUACCAUCGGAUUCGUGGUGAACUGGAGGAGUUUAAGACCCUGUGCACCAUUCUGACGCCCCAGACCAGAAAACUUCAAGACGACUUGGAAGCAUCGCAGAAAAAACAUCAAGAAGUGUGCGCCGAACUUGCCGAUUGGAAAGAGAAAGCCAAGAAUAUGGAGAGUAGAAUUGUGAGAGAACUAACACAGAAGAUGUCAACUGAAGACGAGAGUAGAGUCUCCCUGUCGGACAGACUAAAGAUCGGCGAGGAGCAAGUCAAACAACUCGAGAAAGAGAACAGUCGCGUGACCGACCAGCUCCGCGAGGUGAUUGGCAUGAACACGAGGUGGCAACGAUACAACGAGCAGCGUGAAACCUACGUCGUGAAACUCACCAAGACCAACCAGCAGCAGCAGUCUAAGAUCACCGUCUUAGAGCAGCAAGUACGAGGCUUGGAGCAGAACAUCAACGAUCUGAACACGCUGCUGCAGAAGAUGGAUGCUGGGAAGAAGAAGAACACUGAUGCUUACGUCAUGUCUUUGGAGCAGCAGCUGGUACAGAAGGAAGACGAGGUGAUUGAGCUGAAAGAACAGGUUGCAACGUUGAAGGUUACGCUCCACACGACUGAGAAACAGAGAGGGGUUGCUCAACGCUUAGAAGACAAAGAUAUGAUUGAAACAUUGAAACAACAGUUGAAAGUCUACCAAGAAGAUUUCAACCAAGAAAGAAAAGACAGAGAGCGACUGCAAGGGAACAAUGACAUCUUGAGACAUCGGUUGAAAGAAUCCCAAAACAUGGUUCCACCCCCUGCUAACAUCCAAAGAUUCACUGGCUCGUCCACAGGACUUAGGGGUCACUACUACGAUCAACCACAACAACCACAACCACGGAGGCUUAUUGCGAGAGGGUUACCAGUUUACCAAGACCCUUACGAGGCCUCAUUGCUGCCGAGCGACGUCGAAACUGACGGCUUCGAUGUAACCGACGGAUCUGGGAACGAACUCAACGAUGACGGGGAUCAACUACAAUGCCCUCGCUGUCCUGCCAGUUUCGCUGUAACAGAUCACUCGGCUUUCAUGCACCAUGUGACCAUCUGCCUUCAGUAAUAUUGGUGAGGAUGUAAAGCACAUUCACAAGGUCGACCCAAGCCCAAAUCUUAAUGAAAGCUGCUUACCGGUAAGGCUAUUACUACCAACUUAAUGGCUUUCAUGACCUUUAUGCUAAGAUUGUUAUUUGACUUGGCUAUAGCUACAUUAUGGUAAGCCACAUUAUGGUAAGCCAAAACCAGUAUAAGCCACAACCAAACACGGAUCAAGCCUAACUUGUUAUCAAAAUACAUUU